CAACAUUGAGCAAGCGGAGCGCCUCCUUGCCGGCUGUCGUUUCGCCACCUAAUUUCUUCCCUCUGUAAACCAGUCAAACUAGUUUAUUUGGUUACCCCCCACUAUCACCAGAACAGCCAAAAUGACCUGACCAAUGGACACUGCAGUCUCUGCUCUGACAGUGAGUCACAUCUGGAGUAGAUCAUGAAUGACAAGUUAGUCUUCCUGGGCCUUUUGUACUUUGUCCAAGGUAUCCCCUAUGGACUUCAGUCCUCUCUGCUCCCUGUCUACCUGCGUGGAGCUGGUCACUCCCUCACCCGCAUUGGCUUUACCAAGAUCCUCUACUUCCCUUGGGUCCUCAAGGUACUAUGGGCUCCUCUGGUGGACCGGAUAGGCACCAAGCGUCGCUGGCUGGUCGGGACUGUCUCUGGAUUGGCGCUGACAUGCCUCUCAAGUGCUGCCCUGGCCCCUGAGGCUCAUAUUUGGGGGGUUGCAGGGACCCUGUUGGCCAUGAAUGCCCUGGCAUCUGUCCAGGACAUUGCUGUAGAUGGAGCAGCGGUCGGGUUGCUGAAUGGUCGUGGGGAGCUGGGCCUGGGAAACACAGCUCAGGUUGUGGGGUAUAAAGCUGGGUCAGUGUUUGCCGGAGGCGGGCUACUGGCAGUGAUUGACGUGGCUGGAUGGAGCUGGAUGUUUAUGCUGCUGACGUUUGUGUAUGCAGGCGUGGCCCUGUUUGUGUGGGGGGCCCCUGUGCUGGAUGAUGAGCCUGUGAGGAGCCAGCAUUCUGAUGGCAGAAGGGCAGGGCAGGGGGCAGAAGCUAUGAGACCAUGGAGGGUGUGGAGGAAACUCAUGGCAGUGCCCGGCACCCCUUGGACUAUCCUUUAUGUGCUUACAUACAAACUGGGCGAGCAAGGAGCAGUGACGAUGUUCCCCCUAUUCCUGCUGGACCACCACAUGACCGCCAGGGAGCUGGGCUUCUGGAACGGCAUCAUUGCCAUGGGAUUCUCCAUCUGUGGCUCCUCCCUCGGAGGCCUGCUGCUAGCUCAGUUCAGUAUCGGGACUCUGAUGCGACGUGUGUUUGUGUUGCGCACCAUCAGCAUGAUGUUUCAGAGCUCUCUGCUCACCGUGUUGGAACCGUCACCACUCAUGAAAGGUAUGGCGGUCCUUAGUAUGAGUGUUCAGCACUUCCUGGGCGGUCUCAUCACAACGCUCACCUUCACUACCAUGAUGCAUUGCACUCAGAGGGCUGAGGAGAGCGUGCAGGCAACACACUACAGUUUCCUCGCAACUCUGGAAGUGCUGGGGAAGUUGCUGUUCAGUGCCCUGGCCGGAGGUAUGGUGGACUGGGUCGGUUUCCAAGUUGCCUUCCUACUCUUCCUUACCCUCUCUGCCGGGACGGCCCUGCAUGUCUGGACGGCCACCAUCACUGGAGCUCUCAGGGAACAUCAGCUCAAAGAACAGCCCCAGUGACAUGAAGGUUGGGUCAGGAGAGACCUCGAUAGUGAGUGGCACGCAUUGGGCUUUGGAGUAUGGAGGUUUCUAGAUUAGGCGGGUUUGGGUGGUUCAGCAGAUAUGCUGAAUUGUGAAAAAAAUGUGGUAGAGACUAAUAGCCUCGGCAAGCAAAAUGAGGUCCACCCAGACUAUAAAUACUGAAUUGGGCUGUGAGAAGGGAAAUACUGGGGGAAAAGAUAAACGCUGUCCUGUAUGGGUUACCUUAAUGGACGAUCAUCUGAGCCAUCUUAAGUGUGAUGUAAUAAUUUAGCAAUAAGACUUGUAGUCAAAAGCAGUAUCACCAACCUGUAGUGGUUGUUAUGUCAUAUUGUACUGUACAUGUAUCAAUGGCUUUGUCUAUUUCUCCUGUUGCGUGGUUUACAGUUACAAAAGAAUGGAUUGCUGCUACCUCGUAACAACACUGGACAGUACGACACAUAGAAGAGGAUUUAGCUGGAUCAUGUAGAAUGUAAACUCAGUUAGAUAAAUGCUUGAUUUUAAUAUGCUAAACAGUAGCAGGAGAGCUAUUGCAUCUAUCACAUCUAUAGAUGCAGUAUAUAUCAUAUACUGCAUCUGUCAUAUCAGCUAUUCAUUGUAGGCUUAAAUGGCCAGGGUUGAGGAGAUAUGCGUUUCAAUUAAAAGAGGGAAGAUGUAGUUUAGGCCUCAUAAGUCCAAAUUGUCUUUCAAAGUUUAGUGAAAAUCCCGUCUUGGCAGGAGUCGAAAGGACCCUGGUACCUAGCUGUUUAGACAUCAUAGAGAUCCAUAGCUUUACACAUACUGCAUGGGGCCAUCUUACAUUGAGUCGCAGAAUCUGAAGUUUCAGAUGUUUUUUUUAGUAAACUGAUGAAUUCUUGGAGUAACUAUUCUUUGUUGAGUUUGAAAGACCAAUGAUGUUGGCAAAACGGCAAAGCCUGCCUGUAUUGCUGUAAAUCCAGUGGAUCAGUAUAAUAUGUGAUGUACAGUAUAAUAGAUUCUUCACAGUACUGUAGGACGCAUCAAACAACUUUUUCCAGGCUUGAAAUAUUAAACGGAACAGCAACACAGAAUCUUUUGAUUUCUCCAACAUAGAUAGUCUUAAGGGAUUCUCUGUGUAGGUGUCCAUAUUAUCAUGGAUGCUGUUGUACAAUUGGGAAAAAAAAGAGUUGCCGGAGGCCAAUUAAAGGGAAAAAAAGAUGAUGGCGUAGAGCGGUAGACACAAAAGUAGAAUGUAUUCUCUUUAAAUCUUACUAAGUCAACUCAGUUUUGUUACAGCAGGUUCUAUACGCCUGUGCACAUUUUUCACGCCUUAAGUUGAAGAAAAAGCUGAUUGCGCACAACAGUUACCUGCUUUUAUACCCAUCAUGUCCACAAAUGCUAGAAAUAAGACAGCCAUCCUUUGAAAUCCCAUACCAUGUCAUUACAAGGUGAUGCUGACUGAUGUAGCCAAGCCAGCUGUCAUGCACUGUACACUAGAGCACUUGACGCAAAGCACAUCUCUGUCCCUCGUCAGGUUGACUGAGUUUGGCUCAAAAAAAUAA
Lampris incognitus (smalleye Pacific opah) is the source of this 2984-nucleotide messenger RNA. It is a transcript of the gene slc33a2, whose product is annotated as major facilitator superfamily domain containing 3. Gene Ontology annotation, biological process: transmembrane transport. Gene Ontology annotation, cellular component: membrane. The transcript has 6 exons. Gene Ontology annotation, molecular function: transmembrane transporter activity. Lineage: Eukaryota; Metazoa; Chordata; Actinopteri; Lampriformes; Lampridae. The coding region runs from base 184 to 1446 and encodes 420 amino acids. The record is from RefSeq and is a predicted model, not a curated record.